UGGAAAAGCACGGUUGCCUGCCAGGUGCCGAAAGGUGGCGGCUGCUAAACUACUGACUCGUGGCAGUUGUGUGGUGCAAACGAGCACCGAGUAAGCGCACUUACACAAACGCUGUUGCUGCCAAACUGGCCAAUCCGCGACGGGCGUGCAACACCUCAGCUCAACAGCAUCGCAAACAACUUCAAGAGCAACAUGAAUUAUAUUCACAGUUUCGUUUUAAUUUCAUUUGUAAUCGUGCAAUUCCCCUCGAGCAUCAUUAUGGGUAUAUAAGCAAGCGCUUCACCACCUGCUUCGUAGAGUCACUAUCGCACCUCGACAUCUCACCUUUACAAUGGCUCACACUACCAUUUCUCCUGCUAUUCUCUACUGGGGCACGCCAGUAGCUCUUAUCGCCUCCGAAAAUGAGGACGGCUCACACAACCUCUGCGCCAUAUCCUCUGCAUUUUGGCUCGGUGAUCGUUGCAUCCUUGGCUUCGGUGCCAGCGGCCACACUAUUCACAACAUUCGUCGAACAGGCCAGUGCACCGUCAAUUUGCCUGACGAAUCCAUGACUGCGUGUAUAAAUGCAUUGGCCACAACUACUGGGACACCCUCACCGUCCGCCUCAAAGCUCAAUAGAGGUUACCGUUUCGUCAAAGACAAGUGGUCGGUCGCCGCACUUACACAACAGCAAUCUAUCUCAGUCCGACCCCCUCGAGUGCUGGAGUGCCCGGUACAGAUGGAAUGCGAGUUUGCAGACAGUCAUGCUUUGAUGAAAGACGAACCUACUAUGGCGGGAAAUCUCAUCAUUGUCGAGCUCAGAGUGCGCCAGGUCCAUGUGCACAACACCCUUCGCAUGGCAGGCUACGCGAACCGCAUUGACCCUGACAAGUGGAAGCCGAUGAUCAUGUCGUUUCAGGAGCUUUACGGCAUAAAAUCUGGUAAACUGGGAACAUCUCAGUUAGCCAAGAUUGAUGAGGAAAAGUAUAGAAUCAAGCCUCUUAGUCCAGUGGCAGCCACCACCAGUCAACAAGACGACGAUGGGAGUAAGUCUGAGACCGGUGCGCGAAGCGAGGUGUUAGUCGCCGCCUAGGAUGUGAGACUAAACUUACGACGCAAGUUUCAAGUGUUAGAAAUGGUUUGAUUUUUAUGUGUAGGCCAAUAAAAAAUCAUGUAUAGACAAUGCAAAUAUUAUUUAGCAAAAUAAAAAAAAGAAUCAAAAAAAGACAACCACUCUUUAGAGUGGUGGCGGAUCUCUCCCGCCGGGAAUUGAACCCGGGUCUCGAGCGUGACAAGCUCGCAUACUGACCACUAUACUACGGAAGAUGGCAGGUGUUGAGCACCUGUUGUAG
Molecule: messenger RNA, 1331 nt
Organism: [Torrubiella] hemipterigena
Lineage: Eukaryota; Fungi; Ascomycota; Sordariomycetes; Hypocreales; Clavicipitaceae
Source: the annotation of a GenBank genome assembly